CAAAAACAAAACAAAUUUCACUCUAAUUGUCACACAGAAAAUCGAAUGAAAUAAUUUUCUUUCCUGCAAAAUUCUUCGUGAAAUCCAUGUCAUUGUAAUAUACUUCAUAAAAAUACGGAAGAAAAUGGCCGAAAAAGUGGAGAAUAAUUGGUUUGGGUCUUGGUUAAAUGCUGCCAAAAAUAAAGGCUCUGAAGUUCUGGAAUUCGUAAAAAAAGACUUGGAAGAAUUCGGAUCAGCCGUGAAAAGCGAAGCCACAAAUGUAGUUUCCUCUACAGGGGCCGUUUUAGAGAAAACCUUGAGUCUGGAUUCCCAGUCGUCCGCGGCCAGCAGCAUGAAGAGGAGCUUCAGCUCAUUCCUCGGUCAAAUGAACACAAUUCUGAACCCAAGCCCAGACGAUUCUGAUACGGAAAUCCUGAUAGUAGAAAACUCUGAAACUAAAACUUUAAAUGAAUUCCAAAAAUGCCUGUACAAUCUCCAGAACGAUCCCGGUACGUUCCUGGAAGACCCGGAUGAGAGUUUAUCAGGGCAAUACAAAUGCUGGUUGGAAAUCAUGGAGGAUAGAUUGAGCGAAGAAAGGAUAGGAAAAUGCGUAAAUAGUUCUGAGAUUUUGAGGAAUCAGUACGAUAAACUUGUGCCUGGGGAUGUUGAACACGAUGUGUUUUGGAAAAGGUAUUUAUUCAAGAAAGCUCUGCUAGAAGACGAACUGGCCAGACGGGAGGCCAUGGAAAAAAGAGAACAGAAGGAAAAACUUCAGAAGGAAGAAAACUUGAAAUGGGAACAAGAAGAUUUCUCGACCGAUAUAGAACUAACAGAAGAGCAGCAAAUAAAAUUACUAGAACAAUACGAAAUGGAAAGGAAAACUAACAACAAAACGGACAAGAAAUCUCCCGAAAAACUUCCCAAAUCUACCAAGAAACAGUCAAAAAAUGUAGAGAAAAAUGUAGAAAAAUUGCCGAAAAACGAGUCGAACGCGAGCUUGCGCAGCACACCGAGCACGAGCGGCAGCAGCUCCGACGGCGAUUGGGAGAAAAUCGGCGAGGAAAAGUGAUAGAAAACCCUCCGGAAAAGCGAGGAAACCUUACAGAAUAUUCUCUUUAGAAAACGUCUUUGAUUAGGUUACGAAACUUUGUUGAUUAUUUUUGUGAGUGUCCGAAAUUUUCUCGAUUUUCCUAAUGAUAAAUACAGCUGGAUUCGUUACGAUUACUUAGAGUUUUUGUAUAACGUAUUUACUGGCUUUUCAACGUACUUUUACAGCUAUGGAUAAUGGAUAUCUUUAAAAAAAACGUUCAACUUGAAAUUACCUAAUAAAAAAUAACGUAGUAAAAAAGUCAUAUUGUUAUUUAUUUUACUCUUGUAUGUAUUUAGGAAGAAUUUCGCUCGGUAUUGAAUUUUUUUUUAAUAUGAUUUGAAAAUUUUAUACCCGAUUCUUAUUAUUAUGUACAAUAUGCUAUAUUUUAUAAAAAUGU
Messenger RNA from Phyllotreta striolata, 1466 nucleotides. Lineage: Eukaryota; Metazoa; Arthropoda; Insecta; Coleoptera; Chrysomelidae. The record is from the annotation of a GenBank genome assembly.